GAAAGACUAAGUCACAUUGGACCUGAGGAGUUUGUGCAGGCAUUUGUACAUAAAGACCCCCUGGAUGGCACCAAGACUUGUUUCAGUGAGCAGAAGAAGACGAGUAACCUUGAGGCCUAUGUGAAAUGGUUCAAUAGACUCUGCUAUCUCGUAGCAACAGAAAUUUGCAUGCCUGCAAAAAAGAAGCAGCGAGCACAAGUCAUCGAAUUCUUCAUUGACGUUGCCCGAGAGUGCUUUAACAUAGGGAAUUUUAAUUCGCUGAUGGCAAUCAUUUCUGGAAUGAACAUGAGUCCAGUUUCCAGGCUAAAGAAGACUUGGUCGAAAGUGAAAACAGCCAAAUUUUUCAUUCUUGAGCACCAGAUGGACCCUACUGGUAACUUCUACAACUACAGAACAGCAUUGCGGGGGGCUGCUCACAGAUCCCUCACUGCCCACAGCAACAGGGAGAAGAUUGUGAUCCCCUUCUUCAGCCUAUUGAUCAAAGACAUUUAUUUUUUGAAUGAAGGAUGUGCUAAUCGCCUUCCAAAUGGACAUGUCAACUUUGAAAAAUUUCUGGAACUGGCUAAGCAAGUAGGAGAAUUUAUAACGUGGAAGCAAGUGGAAUGUCCCUUUGAACAAGACCCUAACAUCAUCCACUACUUGCACACUGCUCCCAUUUUUACUGAAGAUGGUUUGUAUCUGGCUUCCUAUGAAAGUGAAAGUCCAGAAAACCAGACGGAGAAAGACAGGUGGAAAUCCUUAAGAUCCACUAUUUUAGGAAAGACUUGA
Pterocles gutturalis (yellow-throated sandgrouse) is the source of this 768-nucleotide messenger RNA. It is a transcript of the gene RASGEF1C, whose product is annotated as RasGEF domain family, member 1C. Gene Ontology annotation, cellular component: plasma membrane. NCBI's taxonomy places the organism in Eukaryota, Metazoa, Chordata, Aves, Pterocliformes, Pteroclidae. Gene Ontology annotation, biological process: positive regulation of GTPase activity; Ras protein signal transduction. Gene Ontology annotation, molecular function: guanyl-nucleotide exchange factor activity. The annotation marks the transcript as partial. The record is from RefSeq and is a predicted model, not a curated record. The transcript has 9 exons.